AUGGAAGGCCCGUCUUCUUCAUUAUCCAUUCCCCCCCUCCAAGUCCUGGCCCCCACCCCAUCGUUGUCACCAGACGCGACAGCGAUACCGUCUGCUCAUCGACUUCCAGUUACGCCCCCACAGCCGCUGAAGGAUUCUUUUUCGAAAGAGUCAGUAAAAGCUUUUCUCCGUCAGAGAUUUUCAAAAACCACAUCCAGUGAGCGCAAGGCAUCCCCAGUUCUACUCUCCUUUGACGAGCUACCAGAAUGGCACCAAGAUAACGAGUAUAUCCGUCAUGGCUACCGUCCGAUCUCAGGCUCGGCUCGGGUCUCGUUCCGCAGUUGGUCCUACCUCCACAACGAGUCGGUGAAUAUAUUUUCCCACUUCAUACCGGGAAUCGGUUUUCUCCUCGGCGAGUGGUACAUUCUGCAGUACCUUGCAAGUAAAUACUCCCGGAUCACAGCCACUGAUUAUGUCAUAUUUACCAUAUUCCUCUUGACUGCCGUCAUCUGCUUGGGGCUGUCGACAACAUACCACACCAUGAUGAACCACUCCAACAAGGUUGAAAAGUUCUGGCUGCGGCUGGAUCUGGUAGGAAUAAUGGUCUUGACAGUGGGCGACUUUGUGUCGGGAAUUUAUGUGAUUUUCUGGUGCGAACCUACGCAACGCAAGAUAUACUGGUCCAUGAUUGGAGUCCUUGGAACGAUUACCAUCUUGAUCAUGGUAAAUCCCAGAUUUCAGCAUCGAAAGUUUCGGGUGUUCCGGACACUUACGUUUGUGGCGACUGGCGCGUCUGGUUUCGCACCGUUGAUACAUGGAAUCGUCAUAUUUGGUUGGUCGCAAAUGGUGAAACAAUCUGGUCUACCAUAUUACCUUGUUGAAGGAGGUUUUCUGUUAUUCGGAACUUUGUUUUACGCAGUGAGCCUCCGACUCCCUGCUACAUAUGGCAGCUAA
This is a messenger RNA of Pestalotiopsis fici W106-1, 933 nucleotides long. RefSeq lists its product as uncharacterized. Gene Ontology annotation, cellular component: membrane. The transcript is spliced from 2 exons. The record is from RefSeq and is a predicted model, not a curated record. Gene Ontology annotation, molecular function: signaling receptor activity. NCBI's taxonomy places the organism in Eukaryota, Fungi, Ascomycota, Sordariomycetes, Amphisphaeriales, Sporocadaceae. The coding region runs from base 1 to 933 and encodes 310 amino acids.